Oncorhynchus gorbuscha (pink salmon) is the source of this 3067-nucleotide messenger RNA. RefSeq names its product exostosin-1c. The transcript is spliced from 11 exons. Lineage: Eukaryota; Metazoa; Chordata; Actinopteri; Salmoniformes; Salmonidae. Gene Ontology annotation, molecular function: glycosyltransferase activity. Bases 282 to 2561 code for a protein of 759 amino acids. The record is from RefSeq and is a predicted model, not a curated record. Gene Ontology annotation, cellular component: membrane.
GAGAGAGAGAGAGAGAGAGAGAGAGAGAGAGAGAGAGAGAGCGAAACCGAAGAGAGUGGAGUCAACAUCCAUUUAUUUAUCCUCAAUGGGCUUAAACUGGACUGGAUCAGACUUGGAAGAAAUGAUGUCCAAGUUACCAAACUGUUCUAUAUUGGACCCUCCUUGUUAGACCUUCGAAACAACUCACCCACCUUUGUGAGGCUUGGAGCUGAGAGGCAGAGAGAGGGGGGAAAAAAGAGAGCGACAGCGAUAGAGGAAGAGAACGAGAGACAUUGGGCUCCAUGCAGGCGCGUAAGAAGUAUGUCCUGCUGGGGCUGUGUGCUUGCUGCUGGCUGCUGCUCUUCUACUGGGGCGGUGGGGUCCAGGUCCGUCUCCUCAAGCUGCUGGGGCAGCAGAGGGGCGAUGUGGUGCGCCCCUGGCCCGACUGGACCGACAGGGUACUCCUUCCAGGCUAUGCCCAGCUGGAGGAACUCCAGACGGGGCCUGGUUCUGCCGAGUCCCCCCGCCAGCGUCACCAAGCCUGGACGGGUAUCUAUAAAGACAGUCGCUGCCGAAUGGAGACCUGCUUCGACUUUACGAGAUGUCGACGUAGAGGGCGGGACGGGUUUCGAGUGUACGUCUACCCGUCGGAGAAGGGUGAGCGCGGGUCGGAGAGCUAUCGUAAGAUACUGACGUCUAUAGGCGAGUCGCGGUACUACACCACGGACCCUCGCGAGGCAUGUCUCUUCGUUUUGGGGAUUGACACUCUGGACCGUGACCAGCUCUCGGGGCAGUUCGUGCCCAACUUGGAUGAUCGUAUCAAGGGUUACCCGCUCUGGAACGAGGGACGGAACCACCUUAUCUUUAAUCUGUACUCGGGCACCUGGCCCAACUACACCGAGGACCUGGGCUUCAACAUCGGUCAGGCCAUCCUGGCUAAAGCUAGCCUCAACACGGAACACUUUCGGCCCGGGUUCGACGUCUCCAUCCCCCUCUUCUCCAAGGACCACCCCCAGAAGGGGGGCGAGAGGGGCUGGUUGGUGCGAAACACGGUCCCACCGCGCAGGAAGUACCUGUUGAUGUUCAAAGGGAAGCGGUAUCUAACGGGCAUCGGCUCGGACACCCGUAACGCCCUGCAUCACAUCCAUAACGGGAAGGACAUAGUGUCCCUCACCACAUGCCGUCACGGGAAGGACUGGGAGAAACACAAAGACGCCCGCUGUGACCAUGACAACCUAGAGUAUGAGAGGUUUGAUUAUCAGGAGCUGCUCCACAACUCCACCUUCUGCCUGGUUCCCCGGGGUCGUCGCCUGGGCUCCUUUCGCUUCCUAGAGUCUUUACAGGCGGCAUGUAUUCCAGUGUUGCUCAGUAAUGGUUGGGAGCUGCCCUUCUCUGAUGUCAUCCAGUGGAACCAGGCUGUCAUAGAGGGAGAUGAGAGAUUGCUACUGCAGGUCCCCUCUACAGUGCAUGCGGUGGGAAAUGAGCGAGUCCUAGCUCUGAGGCAGCGGACCCAGAUGCUAUGGGAUGCCUACUUCUCCUCCGUGGACAAGAUAGUCCUCACCACACUGGAGAUAAUUAAGGACCGGGUUUUCUCUCACGUCUCCAGAAAUAAGUACAUGUGGAACGCCCUGCCAGGGGGCCUACUGGUCCUGCCAGAGUACUCCACACACCUGGCCCACUUCCCCUUCUAUUACCUGAGCCUAGGGGUCAGUCCAGGUCAAGAGUUCACCGCCAUCAUCCAUGCCGUCUCCCCAUUGGUCUCCCAGUCUCAGCCAAUCAUGAAGCUGCUCCAGGUGGUCUCCAAGUCCAAAUACUGUUCACAGAUCAUCAUCCUGUGGAACAGUGAGAAACCACUGCCCCCCAGGAGUAAAUGGCCCCCCAUGCCUGUCCCCCUCACUGUGACAGACGGUAGGAGGAAGACGAGCAGUCGUUUCCUGCCCAACGUGGCCAUAGAGACAGAGGCAGUGCUGAGUCUGGAUGAAGAUACAGUCCUGCUGACCAGUGAGGUGAACUUUGCCUUCUUGGUGUGGAUGAGUUUUCCUGAGCGCAUCGUGGGCUACCCCCCCAGGAGUCACUUCUGGGACCCAGUGAAGAACGCGUGGGGGUACACCUCCAAGUGGACUAACGAGUACUCCAUCGUUCUGACAGGGGCAGCCUUCUACCACAGGUACUACCACUACCUGUUCUCCCACUACCUGCCCCCUUCCCUGCGGGCGCUGGUGGACCGCACCUCCAACUGUGAGGACAUCCUCAUGAACUUCCUGGUUUCCGCCGUCACCCACCUGCCGCCAAUCAAAGUGGCCCAGAGGAAACAGUACAAGGAGCUUCCCAGCCCACAGGUGAGGCCACACCCAUCAACGGUGAAUCUGACCAAUGAGCUGCCCAGCCCACAGGGUACGAAGAUGAGUGCUCCGUGGGCCAACCCGGAGCACUUUGCCCAGAGGCAGGAGUGUGUGAACAGCUUCGCCAGCUGGUUCGGAUACAUGCCCCUGGUCCACUCCCAGUUCCGCCUGGACCCCCUGCUCUUCAAGGACCAGGUGUCUGUCCUGCGAAAGAAGUACAAGGACCUGGAGCGUGCCUGACGGACCAACAGACGGAUAGAGGAAUACAGUGUGGAGGCCUGGUCUGGCGGUUAAAUGUAGACAGACAGACAGACCCUGGUGGACUGAUCUGAUGACGAACGAGGGAGAAAGGGGACCUAAAGCCAAGAGCUAGACUCCACCUCCAGGGGUCUGAGACAGCGCGCUAUUUGAGGAGGAAUAUAUGGAGGAGGCCUUAUGUCUCUUGUGACUGGUUCUCCGUUGGUAAUGGACAAUGAACACUUGUUGAAGAUGUCAACCACUCCCAUUGUAGUCUGAAUGGAGGCGGACAGUAUUUCACGUCGAAGGAAGGCGCCAAACGGACAGUUGCUGGUGCAGUGCACUGCAGCCGGUGUAUUUCUGCAGUACAUCUGGGAGUUGGGACAGUCGUAAAGCAAUUGAUUCAUUUCGCAUCACGUAACUGUAAGACCAAUAAAAACAUUUCCCAAGUGCAAUUGGUGGUAUUCAACUCGCAUGUAGACCUUUUCACGUCACAAAGCAUUACUCCG